UCAAUUAUUCUAAAGCUCCUCAUCAGGCAGAACCAACCCAUUUAAAUAAAACUACAAUGAAGCUCGCCCUCGUUCUUCUCGUCUCCAUUUGUGCCUCCGUGGCCCAAUGUCAGCUGGACUACAACUACGCAGAGGUCCUCCGCCUCUCCAACCUCUUCUAUGAAGCCAACAGAUCGGGUAGACUGCCACAAAGUAAUCGCAUCUCGUGGCGUAGCAACGCCUUCGUAGAUGACGGCCAGAGAGAAGGAAUUGAUCUUGAUGGUGGAUACUUUGAUGCCGGUGACCACGUAAAAUUCGGCUUCCCAAUGGCCGGCUUUACCACAAUUCUUAACUGGGGACUGCUCGAUUGGCGUAACGGUUACGACAAGGCUAAUGAUUACGCCAAUAGUCUAAGCACGGUGAAAUGGUCGCUCGACUUUUUCAUCAAGGCGCACGUCGCACCGAAUGAAUUAUACGGCCAAACUGGGGACGGGUAUCAAGACCACAGCUUCUGGGGCCGACCAGAAGAUUGGCCGAAUGGUCCGAGGCAAUCCUGGAAGAUUACGCAGCAGCAGCCGGGAUCAGAACUGGCUGGAGAAACUGCGGCCGCUCUAGCGUCGGGGUAUCUAGUUUUCAGAGAGGAAGACCCCACGUAUGCAAACACCCUGCUACAACAUGCCAGGGAGCUUUAUAACUUUGCAAAGACGUAUCGGGGUGAUUACACUAAUGCCAUUCCGGCCAGGGAUUUUUACAACUCCUGGUCCGGGUAUGGUGAUGAACUCGGUUGGGCAGCCGCUUGGCUUUACAGGGCCACCAAUGAGUCCGCCUUUCUCACCGAUUUGGACGGAUUCUGGACCGAGUUCAACCUCAAUGGACGUCCCGGUGAGUUUGGAUGGGACGAUAAGAAAGCCGGACUUCAAAUCCUGAUGGCCAAACUGACCAACGAUGCAAAGUAUGUCCAACCGGCGACACAAUUCUGUGACUGGGUUGUCGAUCAGGCGCCCAAGUCACCGUUGGGAAUGGUCUUUCUGUCAGAGUGGGGGGCACUCAGACACGCGGCAAACGUGGCGUUUGCAUGCAUUACUUUUGGAGAAGUUCCUGGAGCCAAUCAAGAGAAGUACAGAACAUUUGCCCGUCAGCAAAUUGGUUACGCUCUUGGGAACACUGGUCGCAGUUUCGUUGUCGGUUUCGGAAUUAAUCCUCCUCAGAGGCCACACCACCGGGGAAGUUCUUGCCCUAACCGACCACAACCGUGUGACAACGGACUCAACAAUCCUGGACCUAAUCCACAAAUUCUGUAUGGAGCUUUAGUCGGAGGACCGGGCCUUGAUGAUUCUUACACUGACGACAGGAACGACUACGUCAAGAAUGAAGUGACUACCGAUUACAAUGCCGGAUUCCAAAGUGCACUUGCCGCAUUGACGCAAAUCUAUCAAUAAAUGUAGUAAAGUGUCCUAAAUAUUUACCUGAAUUUGAACAGACCUAAAUAAAUCAGCCUUUAAAUUUGA
Molecule: messenger RNA, 1487 nt
Organism: Folsomia candida
Lineage: Eukaryota; Metazoa; Arthropoda; Collembola; Entomobryomorpha; Isotomidae
Product: endoglucanase E-4
Exons: 4
Coding region: 57-1418 (453 amino acids)
Biological process (GO): carbohydrate metabolic process
Molecular function (GO): hydrolase activity, hydrolyzing O-glycosyl compounds
Source: RefSeq, a predicted model, not a curated record